CGUAUUGGGGUCGCAGCCGCUGAGAUACCGGGAAGUAGAAGGAGGCUGGAGGCUGGGGAAGCUCUGGGUUGGCUUUGGACACCAGCCUGGUUGGUUUUGCGGCGCCUGAGCUUCCCCGCAGCUAUGUGAGGGGCUGCAUUGGCGAUGGGAGCUGGGGACCCUCCAGCGGCAGCGGCGUCUGCAGCGGCUGCUCGAGGUGGCUGCCUCAGCUGCUGUCUCACCCUGGAACUUCCCUCAGAACCUGGGGCCUCUUCACUCUGGAACAUCCAUUCUUCCCCUGAAGGCUUCUCACCCUUGAACAUGUCUCUGCCAUGCUGGCCCCCUUCUCCCAUUGGAACUCUAAAAGUGCUAACAGAGAGAAGCAACAUUACCUGGAAGUUUGUUUGUAAUCCUGAGAAACAAUGAUAUUGACCUCUGUGGAGCAAAGGCAGCAUGGUGUCCGCCAUGACUGAUGGAGACACAAGUAGACAAUGUGGACGAAUUUCUGCAAACCAUGGUUUAUCUGCUGUCUCCUGGCAGCAUUGACCAUUGUCUUCCUAGUCCUCAAUGUUAAUCAGUUAGAGCACUUGGAUCAUGAAAGUGUUUUAGCUACCGUCAUUGAUAGUAGCGGGCAGGAUAUUUUCCCUCAAGCAACAGGAGUUGGCCGAAAGCCCUACUGUGGUUAUGAACAUCAAACCUUGUCUAAGAGAGAGCGUUUGGAAGAGGACUCUUUGUUGGCAGCCUUGCAGAGCCAUGAGCCUUAUACGGAUUUGGUCCCAUUUGUGAAGAGCACUGACCCCUCCUCUAGCUAUUUUGUGAUAUUGAACUCUGGAGCUUUCUUCAAGGUGGGGAGCCAGCUUGAGGUGCUGGUUCAAGUACAGGAUUUCCAAGGGAGGCCCAAAAAGUAUGGUGGAGACUAUUUACAGGCCAGAAUCCACUCACCCAAACUGCAAGCUGGUGCAGUGGGAAGAGUUGUAGACUACCAAAAUGGAUUCUACAAAGUUUUUUUUACUUUGCUUUGGCCAGGCAAGGUGACCGUGUCUGUAGUUCUGGUUCAUCCCAGUGAAGCAGUCCAGGUCCUUCAGCAUCUACAGGAGGUGAGGCCAGAUAGGGUCUAUUUUAAAAGUCUUUUUCGGUCAGGGAGGAUUUCAGAGACCACCAUAUGCAAUGUAUGUCUACCAGGAAACCUUCCUGUGUGUAACUUCACAGAUCUCUACACCGGGGAGCCAUGGUUUUGUUUCCAACCGAAAAAGCUCCCUUGUAGCAGCAGAAUCAACCAUUACAAAGGAGGAUACCUCAAGGGUCUUCUAACCACUGCAGAGGGUGCUUUCUUCCAAAGUGACAUCAAUAUCAAAAUGCCAAUUCGCUCCAGUGGACCUGAUUGGGUGACUGUUAUUCCCCUAGGAGUAAAAGAAGCAAAUGACCCUGAACCCUCUCAAAGCUUGGAAAACUUCCCUUCUGGUUAUUAUUACAAAAACCAGUGGAGGCCUAGAAAGUUCAAGAUGCACCAGUUUAACGAACCUGACAACAUUACAGAAUGCUUACAAGGAAAAAUGGUUUAUUUAUUUGGUGACUCUACCAUAAGGCAGUGGUUUGACUAUCUGAUCACGUUUGUUCCAGAUUUGGUGGAGUUUAACCUGGGCAGUCCUAAAAAUGUGGGCCCCUACCUCGCAGUGGAUUUGAAACACAACAUUUUGCUACAGUACCGCUGUCAUGGGCCUCCCAUCCGAUUCACUACUGUCUUAAGCAACGAGCUACACUAUGUGGCCAACGAGCUGAACAGGAUCGUGGGAGGGAGGAGCACCGUGGUGGCCAUAGCCAUAUGGUCUCACUUCAGCACCUUCCCCUUAGAAGUUUACAUCCGGCGGCUGAGGAACAUUCGCCGGGCAAUUGUCCGCCUCCUAGACCGGAGUCCAAAGACUGUGGUAGUUAUCCGGACAGCCAAUGUCCAGGAACUGGGGCCCGAAGUUAGCCUUUUCAACAGUGACUGGUUCUCUUUUCAGCUUGACACCAUUCUAAGGAAGAUGUUCUCGGGGGUAGGCGUGUACUUAGUGGAUGCCUGGGAGAUGACACUCGCCCACUACCUACCGCACAAGCUGCAUCCAGACGUAGUAAUUGUCAAGAACCAGCUUGACAUGUUCUUUUCUUUUGUGUGUCCAGCGAAGACUUAGCUUUGCCCUUUGGGAAGUCCUUCUAGAGGGAGUGUUGGCAUUAAAUCAUGUGAAAAGUGUU
Molecule: messenger RNA, 2211 nt
Organism: Vombatus ursinus (common wombat)
Lineage: Eukaryota; Metazoa; Chordata; Mammalia; Diprotodontia; Vombatidae
Gene: NXPE3
Product: neurexophilin and PC-esterase domain family member 3
Exons: 7
Coding region: 471-2150 (559 amino acids)
Source: RefSeq, a predicted model, not a curated record